AUGAGCGAUUAUUUUUCUUAUUCAGCCAUCAUUUUCCUACUUAUCUGUCUUCAUAAUCAAUUAGUAUCCGCGUCUAUUCUUGGAAAUAGAUCUUUGGGGUUCAAAAAUGGUUCUUCACUAAAUGCUCGUCAACGAAUCUCAUCGCAGGCCGAAAGAUUUCGGCAAACAAUUACAUCAGUUCGUGAUCGUUAUGACGCUUCACGCGAGAAUCAUGACGAAUCAGUCGAUGAAGAGAGAUCUUCUCCGAACGAAGGAAUAACAUCUGUCGUUGUCCUUACAUCAUUAUCAGGAAUUUAUGUCUGGUGGCCAACUAUAUUCGGUGGUGAUGAUUCAUUUCAUUUAUUACUUACACAAGAAGAUGUUCCUCGUUUUCAUGAUGUAGCUGGUGAUGAGCAUGGUCAUAUUUAUCUAACGUCACCACACGAACGUACUGUUUACCGAUUACAGUAUUCCGACGGAUGGUGGAUAUCGAACUUUUCCAAUCAUUCCGUUAUGAAUUCAAUUCGGAGUGAGAUGCCCUUAUUUCUGAGUAUUCAUCAUGUUUCAUCGAUUCUCUAUGUCUACGGUCAUUCCGAUAUUCAAAUUAUUGAUCUUCUACAAAAACCGCGCACACGUGGUUCAGCACCAUUUAUGAAACGUUUACGCGAGUUAAGUCCUAAUUUACGUAUUAGUGAUAUGAUUAUCGAUCAAGUUACAGCAGAUGGUUAUAUUAUCGGUGAUUCAUAUGGUUGGUGUACUAUCAUACGUUGUUCAUUAAGUGUUAAUGAAUGUGUAUUCUUAUUCAAAAUUCCCUCCUCGUACGAUAAUCGUCCAUAUCCUUGCAUUGCAACAAUUGAUUUUUCCACGAAAAUCAUGUAUUUGAGUUUAGAAGAAAAGAUUCUUGCUAUUCAUCUAAAUGAAUAUACAAAUUAUGAUCGCCGUGAAAUUCUAGCCGAAAAACAAGGACCACGUUCCACAUUAGGUUACGAUGAUAUCGUUACGCAUCAAAAUAUUCUUCUAUACACGGAUGUUCUCCGGCCACUUUUACAUAUUUGUAUGUUGACACAUCCUGUAUCGUGUUUGAAUAUGUCACUAAUAUUUCCUUCGUCACAACGAACAAUCUUACCACUUCGUCUAAGUAUUAUUCAGGUGCCUAAUCUUCGGCCACCACAUGUUGAUGAUGACGAUGAAAUUGAACUGCAUAUCAAUCAAUCAAUAACUGUCCCAUCGGCAAUAGCUGCACUUGUGUCGAACAGAACAAGUGAACACGCAGGUUCUAACGAUGAUGCAUCAAGUAAAUCUUAUGUACAUAAAGAGACAAUCAUAGGUAACAUUUGGAUGUUAAUACUCGGCAUUUGUAUUGGUCUUCUUCUUGCUGGAGUAUCAUUUAUGAUAUAUUAUGUAAUCUGGAAUAAAAAUCGACCUCGACUAAAAACGGGUUCCAAUUCUUUGACGAUAAAAAGACCUUUUCUACAACAUCAAUCAUUUUCAAAAGAAGAUCGAGCGAAUCAAACUAAACCGAAAUAUCAACCAAUGGUGUCUCAAUCUACGACAGAGCGAUCGAAUAUCUAUGUAACUGAUUCCUUGACGGAAACUUCUAGUGAAUUAACAACGUGCACAACCAGCUCAUCGAGUUAUCGACCAGAUACAAUUCUUUAG
Adineta ricciae is the source of this 1638-nucleotide messenger RNA. Lineage: Eukaryota; Metazoa; Rotifera; Eurotatoria; Adinetida; Adinetidae. The record is from the annotation of a GenBank genome assembly.